GAAAACGGAUUGGAAGUAGACAUACUCAACAAUAAUGACUCCUUGGCACAGUAUGGCGAAUUCCCUUGGGUAGUUUACAUAAUGAGAGGUGAACACAAAAAUCAAAAACAAAAAUCAUCCCCGGCGAGUAAUAACUUUGUCUGUGGCGGUACUUUGAUUCAUCCUCGGUUUGUGGUAACAACGGCUCACAAUACGGAUGGCAAAUCGAAGUUGAUCGCACGUUUCGGCGAAUGGGACAUUAGCACCACAAAGGAACCAUAUCCGCACAAGGAUAUCAGCGUCACGGAGAUCAUCAAACAUCCCGACUAUGUGCACAACCCCAUACAGAACGAUAUUGCACUGUUGUUGCUGGAGGAAAACGUACAAUACCACAAGCAUAUUCAACCAAUAUGUCUGCCGCAACCUAAUGAUCAGUUCGUAGGCGAAAGUUGCAUCUCCAACGGUUGGGGCGAGCAGCGUGGAGUGUACGCGAACGUGAUGAAGAAAAUAACGCUUCCGGUUAUUACCAACAAGGAGUGUACCCGUAUGCUGCGCUUUGCUGGGCUUGGACCAUUCUAUAAUCUCCGGGAGGGUUUCAUCUGUGCUGGUGGUGAAGCCGGUGUCGAUAUGUGCAAAGGCGACGGAGGAUCACCACUCGCGUGCCAAACCGAAAGUGGCACGUUCGUGCUGGCUGGAAUUGUUUCGUGGGGUAUUGGAUGUGGAGGCCAUGAAUUGCCCGGCAUGUACGUUGCUGUGAACCAGUACGUAGAUUGGAUCAACGAAAUCAUCACAGGCCAUAGUUUAGAAUUUGAUAUUACACUGUAAAACGCAAGAAGCGAACGGGCGGAUCUGUUAGGAUUACAUUUAGAAAACAAUAAAUGAUGCUUGGACAUUUGCUUGCAACAC
Anopheles moucheti is the source of this 885-nucleotide messenger RNA. RefSeq names its product inactive CLIP domain-containing serine protease A28-like. The record is from RefSeq and is a predicted model, not a curated record. Gene Ontology annotation, molecular function: serine-type endopeptidase activity. The transcript has 2 exons. Gene Ontology annotation, biological process: proteolysis. The annotation marks the transcript as partial. NCBI's taxonomy places the organism in Eukaryota, Metazoa, Arthropoda, Insecta, Diptera, Culicidae.